Metarhizium brunneum ARSEF 3297 is the source of this 378-nucleotide messenger RNA. It is a transcript of the gene soh1, whose product is annotated as Mediator of RNA polymerase II transcription subunit 31. Gene Ontology annotation, cellular component: mediator complex; core mediator complex. Gene Ontology annotation, molecular function: transcription coregulator activity. Gene Ontology annotation, biological process: regulation of transcription by RNA polymerase II. The record is from RefSeq and is a predicted model, not a curated record. NCBI's taxonomy places the organism in Eukaryota, Fungi, Ascomycota, Sordariomycetes, Hypocreales, Clavicipitaceae.
AUGGCAGCCGACGCUUCACAAGACGUUCCUAUGGACAUGUCUCCUCCUGCGCCGCCCACCGACGAGCCCAUGUACGGCGGCUACUCGCGCUUCGAGAUUGAACUAGAGUUCGUCCAAUCCCUCGCAAAUCCCUUCUAUCUCAACCACCUCGCCUCCCAGAAACUCCUCACGCAGCCGGCCUUUGUCGCCUACCUUGCCUACCUGCAGUACUGGACGAAGCCGCCAUAUCUCAAAUACCUGACGUACCCGGGCCCGACGCUCAAGCACCUUGAGCUCCUCCAGGAAGAGCGGUUUCGACAAGAUAUUAUGAGCCCCGACCUGGUGCAGAAGUUGGUAGAGGACGAGAUGAAGGCUUCUGUGCAAUGGCACCGGGAGUGA